Molecule: messenger RNA, 1983 nt
Organism: Perkinsus marinus ATCC 50983
Lineage: Eukaryota; Perkinsozoa; Perkinsida; Perkinsidae
Product: chromosome region maintenance protein, putative
Exons: 23
Coding region: 1-1983 (660 amino acids)
Biological process (GO): ribosomal small subunit export from nucleus; ribosomal large subunit export from nucleus; protein export from nucleus
Cellular component (GO): nucleus; cytoplasm
Molecular function (GO): small GTPase binding; nuclear export signal receptor activity
Source: RefSeq, a predicted model, not a curated record
AUGGUCGGGUACACGGGUACGCAGGAACAGAGGCGCAUUUCAGAUGAGGUGUUGAGGACUUUGAAAUCCAACGAGGGAUCGUGGAGGCUGGUAGACGGUAUCCUGUCCAUGAGCCAGGAUCCCAACACCAAGUUUUAUGCGCUGCAGAUAUUGAAGGAAGCUAUCAAUACACGGUGGAAUACGAUAGAAAAGGAGAAUCAAGAAGGCAUCAAGUCGUAUGUAGUGUCGCUGAAUAUCGAGCUGGCCCAACGAGAUGCCGAUCAAAAUACUCGUCAUUUCCUCAUGAAGUUGAACGAGACUCUAGUGUGUUUAGUGAAGCAGGAGUGGCGAUUGAAUGCAUGGGAAUCCUUCAUACCAGACUUGUGUACUUCUGCCAAGAGCUCUCAGAAUCUCUGUGAGAACAAUCUGAAGAUUCUCCAGAUGCUAUCGGAAGAGGUAUUCGAUUUUGGUCCGGAAACGAUGACGUCGAGCCGAGUCUUGAAGAUGAAGCAAACGAUGAGUUCACAAUUUGCUUGCAUAUUCGAUCUAUGUAUGUUCCUGCUCCAAAGCUAUGUCGCCGAUAAGAGCUCAGUAAGAGAAGGUCUGAUCAAGACAACCCUCAAUACUCUAUCUCACUUCCUGAAAUGGAUACCGCUGGGCUAUGUGAUCGAGACUAUACCGCGAGAGACCGCUGAUCUCGAUGUCUUGCAGUUGUGCAAUUUCUAUGAGGCCAUGGGAAAAAUGAUAUCAGCGAUUCCUGAGAUUCCGAAACAAACUAACUUGGUGAACCAGACUAUGGCGGACGUACGGUCGAAAUGGCAAGCCGUGAUAAAGCGAGCGUCCUUUGGUGAUGAACGUAUCUUAGCAGAAGACCAGCAGGCGAUACGCACGAUAUCUGCGAUACUUCGAUGUUACGAGCGUAUGGCUGUUGGGGUGGGCAUCGCCAGCGGAGAGGCGAUCAAGGACAUCUAUAGUGACGUGUUAUUGGUAUAUAAGCUCUACUCUCAAUGUGUUGGUGCAUCCCGUGGGUCCUCGGCAUUAUUCUCAUGGGAGAACGUGAAACUUAUGCGGAAAGUUAAACGUGAUGUGCUGCGGUUGGUGCGGUCCUUCGUUGACUCGGCAGUGGCUGAGCAAGACAGAAUGAAAGCUGCUCAUAUGCAGCUCGCUGAUGACGUCUGUGUGCUGAUUUGCUCUCACUUCAUCCCACCUAUGCUGCAGCCUGUUCUAGUGGAUUACAAUUUAGCUCCACCGGAAGGACGAGACCCCGAAGUUCUCAAUCUACUCACAACAAUGUGUUCUCGUCUAUCAAGCUCCGUGGUUGGCAUGCUUCCGAUGAUGUUCGACCAAGUGUUCGAGUCAACUCUAGGGAUGAUCAAGGACGACUUUACAUCAUUCCCCGAUCAUCGAUUGGCGUUCUUUGAGCUACUCAGUGCGGUGAACGAGAAGUGCUUCGAGUCAUUAUUCCUCUUGCCAAGUCAGGAUUUGCGGUUAUUCGUCGAAUCUAUGGUUUUCGGUAUUCGACACGAGCAUCCGACAAUAGCAGAUAUCGCACUGAAACUCCUGUCAAAGUUCCUAACACAGGUGGCAGCUAAUCCUAACUUAGCACAGUCGUUCUUCUCGGAGUAUUACGAGAACCUACUGAAACAGGUACUGCUUGUAAUGACCGAUCGACACCAUAAGUCGGGACUUCGUCAACAAGUUCAAAUCCUGGCGAUGCUAGUCUCUGUUGCUGCGAAUUCUCAGUCUGCGAAUAUGCCGAACAAAGAACAUACGAUGGAGUUUCUGGUUGGAGUACUUGCCUCUUCCUUCAACACAACUACUCGGGUGGAGCUGGAAGCUUUCGUACUGUCAUUGUUCGCCAAAUGUAAUGGCCCACCACAGGAAUUCAGUCGUUGUGUUCAAGACUUCCUAGUGGGCCUUCGAGAAUUCUCUGGAACAUCUCCCGAAGAGCUUGACACGUANNNNCGCGGUCUUCGAGCAGAACUCCAGUUUGAUUGGAGUUAG